GUGACACAGAAGAAAGACAAAGGAAAAAAACGACCUCAAAUAGUUUCAGCCUUCUUAAUUAACUUCGUUAUCUAACGUGCAUCUGUACUGUAGUCCCUUUGUUUACAUCUCUGCAGAGUGCACGUUGCACCCUCCCAAUUGCUAGAGGGAGAAAUGGUGGGAUAACGUGCCCCACAGCUAACAGAUCGCUAUCCGGCGAGCUAGCUAGAUAACGGUCGCCAUGGGCGCGUUCUUUCGGAGCGAGGAGGUGUGUCUUGUGCAGCUCUUUCUCCAAUCGGGGUCAGCCUACAACUGCGUCAACGAGCUUGGAGAGCUGGGUCUGGUCGAAUUCAGAGACUUGAACCCCAAUGUCAACUCGUUCCAUAGGAAGUUUGUGAACGAGGUGCGGCGCUGUGAGGAGAUGGUGAAGUCCUUCACGUACCUGGAGCAGGAGAUCAGCCGGUCCCUGUUCCACCCGCUGGCGGGUCCUCUCCCCAUCCCCAGCCCUGUGCCCUCCGCUCCCCAGCCCAGAGAACUCAUGGCCAUCGAGGAGGAGAGCGAGAGGCUGGCCAGGGAGCUACGAGAGGUGUCCAGGAACAGAGACAGCCUGAUGAACCAGCUGAUCCAGCUCAGCCAAUUCAGAGGGGUUUUGAUCCAGACACAGUCCCUCACAGUCUCACAGGCUCCGCCUCCCUCUUCUCUGGAGACUGCUGCCUUACUGGACAACAGACAAGACAUCAGGCUGAGUUUUGUGUCUGGCGUGGUCCACCCAUGGAAGGUUCUGUCGUUUGAGCGGCUGCUAUGGCGAGCGUGCCGCGGUUACAUCAUUGUCGACUUCAGGGAGAUGGACGAGAGGCCGGAGAGUCCUGAAACGAUGGCCCAGUGGACAGUCUUCCUCAUCUCUUUCUGGGGCGAGCAGAUUGGACAGAAAGUCAAGAAGAUCUGUGAUUGUUUCCACACCCACACCUUUGACUACCCAGAGGGCACGACGGAGAGAGAGAAGAUUCUGCACGGGCUGCAGGGAAGGAUAGUAGACAUCAAAACGGUCCUCUCACAGACGGAACAUUACCUGCAGCAGUUGCUGUGUCGCUCGGUGGCCCUGCUGGCCCAGUGGAAGGUGCGGGUCCAGAAGUGUAAGGCCGUCCAGGCCAUGCUCAACCUCUGCAGCCCCUCCGUCACUGACAAGUGUCUGAUCGCUGAGGCCUGGUGUUUCGUCAGCAAGCUGCUACUGCUGCAGAGCUCCCUGAUAGAGGGAACGAGGAAGAACGACAGUGGUGUGGACUCAUUCUAUAACCGCCUCCCGGACCCAAGCACCCCUCCUCCCACCCUCUUCCACACCAACUCCUUCACAGCCGGCUUCCAGAGCAUCGUAGACGCAUACGGUGUUGCCAGAUACAGAGAGGUCAACCCAGCGGUGUACACCAUUAUCACCUUCCCCUUCCUGUUUGCGGUGAUGUUUGGGGACGUGGGCCACGGCCUCCUCAUGACCAUGGCCGCUCUCUGGAUGGUGCUGCAGGAGAGAGACCUCAAACUCAGGACCAACGACAACGAGGUACACACACCUUACCACUCUCCUCGUGGAUGGUACUACAGGAGAAAGACCAGAGGACUGGAGCUGAUGCUAGAGCCUGGAGAGCUGUCGGAGGUGCUAUGGGUGAUGGUGAUACGUAUCAGCCUGUCGUGGGAGGGCUACAUGGGAUCUGUAGUUCUAGCCGUCAUCUUUUCCUUCUUUGCCACACACCGUCUCCGUCCUGCUUGUCAUGGAGGGGCUGUCCACCUUCCUGCACGUGCUCAGAUUGCACUGGGUGGAGUUCCAGAAUAAGUUCUACAGUGGAACGGGAUACAAGCUCAACACUUUCUCCUUCUCCACCAACCUGAACCCUCUAUAGGACAUUGUUACAGAGGAAGUACUCUACCUACAUAGAUAUUUACCCAACAGAAGCAUGUAUAAAGUUGUUUUAUAUACCGCUUUCAAACACAAGACAUUAUGUUACAAAUUAAGUACUGACAGAUAUAGGGUGUCUGGAAUGGCAACCUAUCCCUUAUAUAGUGCACUACUUUUGACAAGAGCCCUAUGCACCCUGGUCAAAGGUAGUGCACUAUAUGGGGAAUAGGGUUCCAUUUCAGAUGCAUCCAUAGCCUAAUAAAAAUUGAUCAAACCAUAGCUUAUCUUGCAUAUGGUAUCAUAUUUGAAAAGGAGGGGAACUUGUGUAUAUAGUCAGCGUUUAGUUUUUGACUUGCAGUUUCUCUUUAAUGAUGAGCCUACAACAGAGAUGGCGACUGUAGGAGUGCACUACGUUUCCCAGGGACCACUGGGACACCGUUUUGUGCAUGGGAGCCUUCUAUGUUUUACCCACUUAUAAAUGAAUGCCAUUAAAUAAUGGUUUUUAUAAUCCCUAAA
Molecule: messenger RNA, 2380 nt
Organism: Oncorhynchus kisutch (coho salmon)
Lineage: Eukaryota; Metazoa; Chordata; Actinopteri; Salmoniformes; Salmonidae
Product: V-type proton ATPase 116 kDa subunit a
Exons: 14
Coding region: 221-1801 (526 amino acids)
Biological process (GO): proton transmembrane transport; vacuolar acidification
Cellular component (GO): vacuolar proton-transporting V-type ATPase complex; proton-transporting V-type ATPase, V0 domain; plasma membrane
Molecular function (GO): proton-transporting ATPase activity, rotational mechanism; ATPase binding
Source: RefSeq, a predicted model, not a curated record